AUGCGCGGUGCAUGGUCUGGCCGAGCAAGGAAAGAGAGGGAAAAUACGAACAAAAAGAACGGAAAAGAACGGAAAAAAAAAAGAGUGAAUGUGGGAAAAAUGAAUGCUGCGAAAAAAGAAUGUGGGAAAAUUUAUGAGAAACAGAAUUCUAUCAUCUACUCAUCUGUUCUCUAUUGUAGUACUAUUUACACCCAGACACCUAUGUACAUCGAUCCAAUGACUCCUCUACCACUUGUAGUGGCCACGCACCUUAAAGUUGAGCGGCUCAUUGUUCAAGAACAUCCGUGGUUUCGCCGCGCGCUGCGCCUGAGCCUGUUCCCAUUGACGGCGCUUCGUGGUUUGGUCAGUCUUCAAAACCGCUUUGAGAUGGAUGUAUGGAUGUUCGAUAAUACCGGUGCGGCCUCGACCUUUGGCAUCGAGUCGUUUUCUCCACUCGCCAUCGGAGCCGGUCCACAAUGCGUGGAUAUACAAGCCGUCCUCGUUGUAGCCGAGCUUGUGGGCUUGUUCCAAGCCGGUUUUAAGGAAUUUUUCCAAUUCGGUAGCCAUCUUUUUUGGGUUAAAAUGAAGCUGCGCAAUGGCAUGUUUAACCGUAAAUCCUCUGACAAACCGAUUGACCACGGUGGCCUUUUUCAUCGACAGCUUGAUACGGUACGACUGGAGGUAGAUCGAAGGCUCCAAAAUCUCGAUUUCUUGUUCUGUUAA
Molecule: messenger RNA, 702 nt
Organism: Meyerozyma guilliermondii ATCC 6260
Lineage: Eukaryota; Fungi; Ascomycota; Pichiomycetes; Serinales; Debaryomycetaceae
Exons: 1
Coding region: 1-702 (233 amino acids)
Source: RefSeq, a predicted model, not a curated record